Molecule: messenger RNA, 456 nt
Organism: Aspergillus chevalieri
Lineage: Eukaryota; Fungi; Ascomycota; Eurotiomycetes; Eurotiales; Aspergillaceae
Exons: 2
Coding region: 1-456 (151 amino acids)
Source: RefSeq, a predicted model, not a curated record
AUGUCUGACCACAACGACGCACAUUUAAGCGACGCCGUGACCAAGGAAUUUACGGCCGCUGGCUAUAAAGAUGACCAUAUAGCUAUUAUACUAGCUAGGCAGGAAUCUCUCAAGCAUGAAAGAACUCGGGACCAGGGGGAGACUUGGGUGAAAAUCCACCGCGGGCAAAUAUUACCGGAAACAUUGGACGCGUACCAACUUCCUUGGGAAUGGGACAAGAACGAUCCCAACUUCAUCAUCCUCAAGCGUUGGAUUUCGGAGGACGUACAGGAGGAAUUGUUUGCGCAUACUCGGCGUCUGAGGGAGCAACGACUCGGCGGACUACAAGCUGGCCUCGCUGACUACGAGAGGAUUAGAAAAAGGAAGAAAGAUCGGAAGAGACAUGAUGAGAUACUUAGGUAUUUUGGGGAACGAGCACAGCCGAAGAGACGUUAUACCUAUGUGAAAGGGGAGUAG